AUGGCGUCCCCCGGACUCCUCGUGACCGGAGCCUCCUUCGCCGCCUUCAGGGGGCUGCACUGGGGGCUGCAACUGCUGCCCACACCAGGAUCUGCUGCUCGGGACCGUUGGAAGUGGCGGAAUAUCUGUGUCUCGCUGGUGCACAGCACGCUCACGGGGGCUGGGGCGCUGCUCGGGCUAUCACUGUACCCUCAGAUGGCUGCCGACCCAAUUCGUGGCCACCCGCCCUGGGCCCUGGUGCUGGUGGCUGUAUCUGUGGGUUAUUUUCUGGCUGAUGGAACUGAUUUGCUGUGGAACCAGACCUUGCGCCAGGCCUGGGAACUUCUCUGUCACCAUUUGGUGGUAGUAAGCUGCCUCAGCACUGCCAUUCUGUCUGGCCACUACGUGGGCUUCUCGGUGGUGUCUCUGCUCCUGGAGCUGAACUCUGCCUGUCUACACCUACGGAAGUUGCUGCUGCUUUCUCACCAGGCCCCAUCCUUGGCCUUCAGCAUGGCCAGCUGGGCCACUCUGGCCACCCUUGCCCCCUUCCGUCUGGUGCCACUAGGGUGGAUGAGUAUGUGGCUUGUCCAACAGCACCAACAGGUGCCUCCUGCUCUGGUUGUCCUUGGUGGAAUUGGGCUGAUGACGGUGGGUGUCAUGAGCAUCAUAUUGGGUGUCCGCAUCUUGGUUAGUGAUGUCCUGCAGUCUCGGCCCCGUCUACCUACUCCUGGGGACAAAGAAACCAGGGACAUCAGGACAGGUGAUGGUCAGCCUAUCACCAGGGAUGUUUCUAAUCUUUGCAAGAAAGACUAG
Condylura cristata (star-nosed mole) is the source of this 792-nucleotide messenger RNA. RefSeq names its product TLC domain containing 2 (gene TLCD2). The record is from RefSeq and is a predicted model, not a curated record. Lineage: Eukaryota; Metazoa; Chordata; Mammalia; Eulipotyphla; Talpidae. Gene Ontology annotation, cellular component: plasma membrane. Gene Ontology annotation, biological process: membrane assembly; regulation of membrane lipid distribution; plasma membrane organization. The coding region runs from base 1 to 792 and encodes 263 amino acids. The transcript is spliced from 4 exons.